AUGACAUGCAGGAAUUACUUUUGAGGGCGGUUCCGUUGUCUGAAAAGCUGAUUCAAAGUUGGAUCUGGUGACGGGCGCCAAGAAUUUGGACUUGCUACCCAUUCAAGCACCGGCGAAGAAGUCGUGGGAGGCUUGGAUGUGAAAAAGGCGAUUCUAUUUGAUUCGACAGCCGAUGUCAACCUGAAAGUGGAGAGGUUAUAUGUAGCUCUAAGAUGCUUGAUUAAACUGACAUGUCAAAAGAGUUCAUCCUUUCUGGCACGACAGCGUUCGAAGAAACAAUAUUUGAAUGAUAUCCAAUGUUACCAGCUUCAUGUACUGACUCUGUAA
Molecule: messenger RNA, 327 nt
Organism: Haemonchus placei
Lineage: Eukaryota; Metazoa; Nematoda; Chromadorea; Rhabditida; Trichostrongylidae
Source: the annotation of a GenBank genome assembly